Pongo pygmaeus (Bornean orangutan) is the source of this 2781-nucleotide messenger RNA. RefSeq names its product uroplakin 3B (gene UPK3B). The record is from RefSeq and is a predicted model, not a curated record. Lineage: Eukaryota; Metazoa; Chordata; Mammalia; Primates; Hominidae. The transcript is spliced from 5 exons. Gene Ontology annotation, cellular component: membrane. Bases 558 to 1475 code for a protein of 305 amino acids.
AGGUUGGGGCUGCCUGCUACUCCCCACUCCUGACUCUGGGUGGGGACAGAAGGCAGAGGGAGGCUCCUGGCACCUGGGGCACAGGAAUCUCAGGCAUGUGGUCCUGAGCCUAAGUUUCCAAAAGCCAGACCCUCCUCCCCAGGGCGGAGAGACUGGGAGGGGCCCCAAUCCAGGCUCCGGGAUGGCCUGGCUGGCAUCUGGGGUUCCAGUGGCCCCUCUCCCUCGGCCCUGGCAGUGGGGCUGGGCACUGGCCUGCCUCCCACCAGAGUCCCCCCAGCUCCUCCCUGCUGUGGGCUGGACUGGGAGGAAGGGGGUGGGGUGCACUUACAUUUGCAGGUCUUUCCAGCCCCUGGGGCAGCCUGAUUAACCAGCUUCUCCAGGGCCAAGCUGUUGGGGGUGGGGUGCAGCCCAAGGCAGCCAGACCAGCCUGAGCCUCCCGGGUGCUGGCGGCUGUCAUGGGGCUACCCUGGGGGCAGCCUCACCUAGGGCUGCAGAUGCUCCUCCUGGCGUUGAACUGUCUCCGGCCCAGCCUGAACCUGGGUGAGUGAGGGUCCUGGAUGGACGCAUCCAGCCAGACCCAAGGGGCUGGGGGCCCUGCUGGAGUGAUUGGACCCUGGGCGCCCACCCCCCUCCGAUUGGGAGAGGCAGCCCCAGGGACCCCCACACCCGUCUCCGUGGCUCACCUUUUGUCCCCCAUGGCCACAGAGCUGGUGCCCUACACGCCGCAGAUAACAGCCUGGGACCUGGAAGGGAAGGUCACAGCCACCACCUUCUCCCUGGAGCAACCGCGCUGUGUCUUCGAUGGGCAUGCCAGCGCCAGUGACACCGUCUGGCUCGUGGUGGCCUUCAGCAAUGGUGCGGGGACAGCUUGGGACCUGGCCUCCAGGGGCUUCCAGAACCCAGAGACACUGGCUGACAUCCCGGCCUCCCCACAGCUGCUGACCGAUGGCCACUACAUGACGCUGCCCCUGUCUCUGGACCGGCUACCCUGUGACGACCCCAUGGCGGGCAGCGGUGGCGCCCCUGUGCUGCGGGUGGGCCAUGACCACAGCUGCCACCAGCAGCCCUUCUGCAAUGUGCCCCUCCCUGGCCCUGGACCCUAUCGGGUGAAGUUCCUCCUGAUGAAUGCCAGGGGCUCACCCACGGCCGAGACCAGGUGGUCAGACCCCAUCACUCUCCACCAAGGGAAGAACCACGGAUCCAUCGACACCUGGCCAGGGCGGCGAAGUGGCAGCAUGAUCGUCAUUACCUCCAUCCUCUCUUCUCUGGCCGGCCUCCUACUCUUGGCCUUCUUGGCAGCCUCUACCGUGCACUUCUCCAGCCUGUGGUGGCCGGAGGAGGCCCCGGAGCAGCUGCGGAUUGGCUCCUUCAUGGGCAAGCGCUACAUGACCCACCACAUCCCACCCAGCGAGGCCACCACACUACCAGUGGGCUGCGAGCCUGGCCUGGACCCCCUCCCCAGCCUCAGCCCCUAGCCUGGCCUCUUUGCGUGGGGCUGGGGGAGAUGGGGCGCCGGGAGCGAGUGCAUGGUGCUUUGUCCCAGCUCCUGCACCCACAGGCCCCCUCAGGGCUCCUUGCCUUUCCCCCCCACCAGCACACCCCCUACCCUGCCUGGAAUCCCAGCACCAGCCUCUGCCUUUCCGGUUUCUCUCCCCCUCCAAGCAUCUGUAAGUUGCACUCAAGAGGGUGUAGGGGAGGGCCAUGGGCAGGCUGGAUACCCAGUCCCCACCUCCAUCCCCACCUCUGUCUCACCUGACCUCCUGCGAGGGAGGCUGGAGACCAUGUGGACAGGCCGCCCUGACCGCGCAAGCUUCCAGACCCCAGGAGGAGGCCUGCAGAGGACUGUGCUUUGCCUGAUGCAGGGAGCUGAGCCCAUCCUGGGGCCUAUGAGACCUGAGCCACCCUCCGUCCCCCGUCCCACACAUCAGUGGCUGGGCGGGGUGAGGGUUCAGAGGUGUCUCUACUGCCCCUGGGCACAGCACCUUUCUGAGAGUGGGACUCUCCAUGGUCAUCUGACUACCAAUUCUGGCCACCACCUCCAACCCUCUUGUGCAUAUGGAUGGCUCUAGCCCUUAUCCACCCCCUCAAGCAUUUAUUAAGCACCUGCUGUAUGCCACAUACAGUGUUAGACUUGGGGCUUCAGGCACAGCCGGUCCUGACCUUGGGGAGCUGCCUUCUCUAGACCUGAGACGACCACGUGUCCAGAUGUGACCUGUAGCUUCGGGGGUCUGUCACGCCCUUAGACCGUCACCCCAGUAGGCUCUCCAGGACCCAGGAGCCUCCAUCACCUGGAAGGACCGUCUGUGCAGAACCUCAAGCGUCCAUCUGUGCACAAGGCCGGUGGUUCCCGUCGUCGCCACUCGGGGUCGCCGGUGAGCCGCAGCCAGGCCGCCUCACGGCCGGUGCGCAUGCGCUCUCCUAUUCGCUACCCCUUCUACCUCGGAGGCGGUAGCAGAUGCCACGUUGGCGGGGUCGGUGGAGGUCGGGACUCUAGGCCUCCCUCCGCCAAGCCAGAGGGUUGAGCAAUCACGCCUGAGAGCCCAGUGCGUGCCAUGCAGUCCGCACAGCCGCAGCGAUUUUCUAGAUAGAGAAACUGAGGCUCAGUGACUUGCCCGCUGCACUCUGUCCACGGCCGCUGCACACGCCCCCCUUGGGCUGCGCUCCCGGACCCUCUAAUGUGACCGCGGCUCCCAGCAUGCAGGCCCUGCCAGCGGAGGGAGCCCGGUGGUGACCCUUGGUCUGCAGCCCUCUUUGGAGGUGAAUAAAUGCGUUCUGGAGCCC